AUGAGAGAGUUCUUUGCUUAUAGGAUGCAGGAUAGGGACAACAAAUUCUCUCUAAUCCUUAAUGCGAGGAGGUUGUAUCAACAGUUUAUAGUCGACGCAUACACAAUGAUCGAAAGCGAGCGGCUAAACUACAUAAGAUUUCAGCAAACCAAAUUACGAUGCGAAUCGUUUAACAGCCUAAGAAGUGUUCAGCAAGGUGGCCAGACUGAUUUGUCUCAUACUGGAAAACCUGUGAUAUUACCGUCUUCGUUUACUGGUGGAGCUCGAUAUAUGAUGCAAAAUUACCUGGAUGCUAUGGCUUUAUGUAGGAAUUAUGGGUAUCCUGAUUUUUUCAUAACUAUUACCUGUAAUCCGAAAUGGCCCGAGAUGGUAAGGUUUAUUGGUGACACAUCAGUUAAGCCUGAAGACAGACCCGACAUUCUUUGUAGAUUGUUUAAGAUGAAGCUUGAUGCAUUGAUAAAAGACCUUAAGGAAAAAAAAUUUCUUGGCGAUAUUAAUGUUGUUGUUUACACCGUUGAAUUUCAAAAGCGUGGUCUGCCACAUGCUCAUUUAUGUGUUUUUAUGAAAGCUGAUCAUAAGGUUCCUACUGUUGAACAUAUUGACCCUUUUAUCUCAGCUGAGAUUCCUGAUAAAAAUGAAGAUCCUGAAUUAUAUUCUCUGGUCUGUGAGUUCAUGAUUCAUGGUCCAUGUGGACAGGCUAACUUGAAAUGUCCAUGCAUGGUAGGCAACCGUUGUUCUAAGAAUUUUCCAAAGAAGUUUUUGGAGGCUACUUCUGUUGAUUCAGAUGGAUUUCCGCUUUAUAGGCGAAGAGACGAUGGUCACACAGUUAUUAAGAAGGGUGUCACAUUGGACAACAGGAGCGUCGUUCCAUACAACAAAAGGCUUCUUAGAAGAUAUCAGGCGCACAUCAAUGUGGAGUGGUGCAAUCAGCCAGGUUCAAUUAAGUAUUUAUUUAAAUACAUUAAUAAAGGACCAGAUAGAACCACUGUUGCUGUUAUAGAUUCAGACAGAGGGAUUGAGGAGGAGAUACCGAAAGAUGAAAUAAAAGAAUAUUACGAGGCAAGAUAUGUUUCUGCAUGUGAAGCGAGUUGGAGAAUAUUUGCAUGUGAAGUUCACUAUCGGUAUCCGUCUGUUAUGAGGUUACCAUUUCAUCUUCCAGGCCAGCAAAAUGUAGUUUUCAGUGGUGAAGAUGAUAUUGAAGAUGUGCUAAACAAACCACAGGUUAAUUCUUCUAUUUUUUUGGAGUGGAUGAAGAUGAACAAAAAACCAGAAACAACGAAACUUACGUAUGUUGAGUUUCCAUCAAAGUAUGUAUGGAAGUUAAAGGAUCGUUGCUGGCAGCCGCGAAAAAAUUAUGUUGUUGUUGGAAGACUUUAUUCAGUUUCUCCUUCGCUUGGUGAAGCUUAUUACCUUAGAAUUCUUCUAACCAAGGUCAAGGGUCCACGAUCUUUUGAAGAAAUUAGAACCUAUGAGGGUGUUGUUUAUCCUACUUUUAGGGAUGCAUGUUAUGCGUGUGGCCUAUUAGACGAUGACAACGAAUACAUUGAGUGUAUUAAAGAGGCCAGUUUUACAGGAAAUGGUCAUUAUCUUCGUUCAUUGUUCGGUUUUGCUGUCUCAGACGAGCGUUUAAAGAAUAUAACAUUGUCUAAAAUCGAAAACUAUCUUAUCCGUAAUGGAUCCAGCUUGCAUAGAUUCUCACCAAUGCCUGUUCCAGAUGAAGAUUCUACAUUAUAUGAGGCUAACCGUCUAAUAAAUGAGGAGCUUUCUUGGGAUAAGGAUGAAGUUAGGGUCAAUAAGCUUCAUAAUUCUUUAAAUGAUGAUCAAAGAGUAGUGUAUAAUGAGAUUAUGACUGCUGUUGGACGUGGGAAAGGUGGUGUUUUUUUUGUGUACGGUUAUGGUGGUACAGGUAAGACAUUUCUUUGGAAAACUUUAGCUGCUUCCAUAAGAUGCAAUGGACAUAUUGUUGUUAAUGUUGCUUCAAGCGGGAUUGCAUCACUGUUGUUGUCACGAGGCCGUACCGCCCAUUCAAGAUUUCAUAUUCCGAUUAAUCUUACUGAAGAUUCCGUUUGUCAUAUCAAACCUAAUUCUGAAAUCGCUAAUCUUCUAGACGAAGCCAAGUUGAUUAUUUGGGACGAAGCACCGAUGGUACACAAACAUGCUUUUGAAGCUCUUGAUCGUACAUUGUAA
Molecule: messenger RNA, 2187 nt
Organism: Helianthus annuus (common sunflower)
Lineage: Eukaryota; Viridiplantae; Streptophyta; Magnoliopsida; Asterales; Asteraceae
Exons: 3
Coding region: 1-2187 (728 amino acids)
Biological process (GO): DNA repair; telomere maintenance
Molecular function (GO): DNA helicase activity
Source: RefSeq, a predicted model, not a curated record